Menidia menidia (Atlantic silverside) is the source of this 615-nucleotide messenger RNA. The record is from the annotation of a GenBank genome assembly. NCBI's taxonomy places the organism in Eukaryota, Metazoa, Chordata, Actinopteri, Atheriniformes, Atherinopsidae.
UUGGGGUUAGGGUUAGGGUUAGGGUUGGGCUCCGGCCUCAUGAAUAUUCAGAGGUCUGGGAGGACUUAUAAACGAAAACUGGACCCAGAGACGGGGUUCUUUCCACAGGCUGGAUCCCAGGAGCAGGGAGACGCGAGGAUUAGACCCGACAACCUAACAUUACAAAAUCUGUGUGAAAUGGAGGGCCUGCGUGAGCUGAUCCCGUUCUGCAGAGAGCUUUUGGGGCAGAGGCCCCGCCGGGGGCUGCUGAAGGUCUACCUGGUGGGCUCCGUAUUGGCCGUGGUGGGGACCGCCAUCGGGAUGGUGGAGGUCCUGUGCCAGCCGUUCAUUUCCGUGGAGCCGCUGGACGCCGACCUGCUGCUGAUGAGCCGCCUGCUCACCGAAAUCAAGACCCAGCCGAGUGUCCGGGGUCUGGACAUCGAGGAGGAGAAGCAGGAGGAGGAAAUAUCUCAAGAUGGCGGGACCCAGACCCAGGACUUAGAUUUCUUCAAGACCCAGAGGUUCCGCCAGAGAACCAGCAGCAUCCGCCAGCACGCCUCCUAAAGCCGGCCGGAUCCAGACUCACGGGACUGAGAUAUUUAUUAGACUCCUCCACACACACAAACACACACACAC